GGAUAGGAACGCAUGUCUUAUACAUUUUUCUAUUUUGUGUAUCAUUUUUUGUUUGUAAUACGACAAAAAAAAUAUUUUUUUGUUUGGGUUAUCAUUUCUAAAAGAAUUAAGUUUUCUUAUGUAAUAUGUAAUAUUAUUAGCUCCUUUUUUUUAAAAAAAAAAAUUUUUAAAGUAUUUUGAAAGAUUUUUUUUCGCUAUAAAAUAAUUUUU
This is a messenger RNA of Rhizophagus irregularis DAOM 181602=DAOM 197198, 210 nucleotides long. Lineage: Eukaryota; Fungi; Glomeromycota; Glomeromycetes; Glomerales; Glomeraceae. The record is from RefSeq and is a predicted model, not a curated record.